Diospyros lotus (date-plum) is the source of this 1556-nucleotide messenger RNA. Its product is annotated as actin-related protein 7. The record is from RefSeq and is a predicted model, not a curated record. NCBI's taxonomy places the organism in Eukaryota, Viridiplantae, Streptophyta, Magnoliopsida, Ericales, Ebenaceae. The transcript has 7 exons. Gene Ontology annotation, biological process: anatomical structure morphogenesis. The coding region runs from base 274 to 1359 and encodes 361 amino acids. Gene Ontology annotation, cellular component: nucleus.
CCUGAACCGUCUCUCUAAUGUUGCGAGACCAAAAAACCCUAAUCAAUCUCUUCCCUGAAUAGUAGUAAUGUUGUAAGGGAUCGAAACACGGGAGGAGGAAGUAAAAUGGCGGUUUCUUCCUUGGGAGUAAGCUCGGAAUUGAGGAGGCCAAAAACACGAGUUCCGAGGGUUCUGUGAACAACUACUAAAGGCGCUCAUUGCCUGUUGCUCGACAUCUCAGAGCUCUGUGGGGUAUAACUUGAAAAGUAAGGGCUUUUCCGAAUUCUUUGUGCAAUGGAGGCCGUGGUGGUUGAUGCUGGCUCGAAGCUGCUCAAAGCUGGUUUCGCUAUUCCAGACCAGGCCCCUUCCAUGAUAAUACGUACACAAAUGAAACGCUUGCCUGAAGAUGGAUCGUUGGUUGACAUUUCACAACCUGAGGAUGUCAUUGUUGAUCCAGUUGUGCGAGGGUUCAUCAGAGACUGGGAGGCCAUGGAAGAUCUGUUGCACCAUGUUCUAUAUUCUGGCCUUGGAUGGGAAAUGGGCAACGAGGGACAAAUUUUAUUUACAGAUCCACUUUCAACUCCCAAGGCAGUUCGAGAGCAACUGGUGCAGUUGAUGUUUGAAUCUUUUAAUGUCUCGGGCUUUUAUGCAUCAGAGCAAGCAGUAUUAUCACUUUAUGCUGUUGGGCGAAUCUCAGGCUGCACUGUUGAUAUUGGUCAUGGAAAGAUAGAUAUUGCACCCGUAAUUGAAGGUGCAGUUCAGCACAUUGCUUCGAGAAGAUUCGAAAUUGGGGGCAUGGACUUGACCAAUUUGCUUGCACAGGAGCUUGGCAAAUCCUAUCCACUUGUGAAGAUCAACAAUUCAGAUGCUGAGCAAAUAAAAGAGCAAUACUCGUGUUGUGCUGAAGAUGAUAUUGCUUAUGAGAAGACUCAGCAGUCAUGUCAGGAAGAGCAACACAUUCUACCUGAUGGACAGGUUAUCACCAUAGGAAGAGAAAGGUAUACUGUUGGUGAGGCUCUAUUCCGACCAUCCAUUUUGGGUUUAGAUGCACAUGGAAUAGUUGAGCAGCUUGUUCGAAGUAUCUCAACUGUGUCAUCUGAGAAUCAUCGUCAACUGCUGGAAAAUACAGUACUUUGUGGUGGCACUGUUUCAAUGACUGGUUUUGAAGAAAGAUUCCAGAGAGAAGCAGGCCUUUGCUCAUCAGCUAUCCGUCCUUCUUUAGUGAAGCCUCCAGAAUACAUGCCAGAGAACUUGACCAAAUAUUCAGCAUGGGUGGGAGGCGCCAUACUUGCCAAAGUAGUGUUCCCACAGAACCAGCAUAUGACCAAGGCCGAUUACGACGAAUCUGGACCUUCCAUUGUGCACCGCAAAUGUUUCUAGAAAUUGUUGUUGUAUUCAGUCUCAGUCAGUAUGUAUAAUUACUUGUGAAACUAAAUGCCCCUCACUGUAAUCCAAUGAUACAGUCCUUGGUCCUUUCACAGGCAGCGGAUGAUCUUCGUCUUGUAGAAGCUCUUGAUAAUCUAAUUAUUAUGGCCAAAAUCAACUCUCCCAGAAUGCCCAGUGAGUUUUCUGGCACA